Messenger RNA from Parnassius apollo (apollo), 1158 nucleotides. Lineage: Eukaryota; Metazoa; Arthropoda; Insecta; Lepidoptera; Papilionidae. The record is from the annotation of a GenBank genome assembly.
AUGUUUCGACAAGAUUUCGCAAAAAAUGCCAUGAGUCGAAACAGAUUUGAAAUUUUACUUCGUAUGCUACAUUUCUCAAAUAAUGAAGAAACUGAAAAGGGUGAUCGACUACACAAAAUAGAUAAAUUAGUUAAAACACUAAAUAUGAAUUUUCAAGCCCAUUUCAUUCCCAAUGAGUCAUUAUGUGUAGACGAAAGCCUCAUUCCUUUUCGCGGCCGAAUUAUAUUUAGACAGUACUUGAAACAGAAGAGGCAUAAAUACGGUAUAAAGAUUUUGAAAUUGUGCACAACGCCAGGUUACACUUUUAGGCUAGAAAUAUAUGCAGGGAUAAGUUCCGAGUCUAAAAAUAAUACACCAACAAAUAUAGUUCUUAAUCUUUGUAGUAACCUGUUGAAUAAAGGACACACUAUGUAUACCGAUAACUGGUAUAGCAGUGUAGAUUUAGCAGACAAGUUACUUGAUUCAAAGACGCAUCUGGUUGGUACGCUCCGCAAAAAUAGAAAGAGAUUGCCGAAAGAAGUCACUGAAACGAAGCUCAAACCUGGUGAAUAUAUUUCUAGAGAGACUCAAAGGGGUAUAACCGUUAUGAAGUGGCGAGAUAAACGCGAAGUACUUCUGCUGUCUACAAAACACUCUAACAUACUAAAAGAAAGUACGAGUAAACGGGGCCUUGUUACCAAGAAACCCAAAAUUAUUUUGUCCUACAACCAAGCGAAGUCGGCCGUAGACCUGUCUGAUCAAAUGUCAGCAUAUUCAACACCAUUGCGUAAGACAGUAAAAUGGUAUCGAAAACGUGCUUGUGAGUUACUACUCGAUACAUCAAUUGUAAAUGCCUUAGUUCUAUAUAAACAAACAACAAAAAGGAAUAUUUCCAUUGUUAAAUUCAGACAAGCCAUAAUAAAAUAUCUAAUGACUACUCCACAGGAAAUAGAUACACCAAGACCGGUAAGACCAUUGCGAGGAAUACAUAAGCUUACACGGAAAGAAGGUGUUUCUAAAAAUAUUCGUAGGAACUGCCAACAUUGUUACAAAAACAAUGUCAAGAAUCUAGGAACACUACAAGCUUGCAAUAAGACAAAAAAAAAGUUGCGACUUAUUGCCCUGGCUGUCCAGAAAAACCUGAUUUGUGUCUUAACUGUUUCAAUGCUUUUCUCAUAA